Chilo suppressalis (striped riceborer) is the source of this 902-nucleotide messenger RNA. Lineage: Eukaryota; Metazoa; Arthropoda; Insecta; Lepidoptera; Crambidae. The record is from the annotation of a GenBank genome assembly.
UCGUGAACUUUCAGUCCGUCCAUUAGUUUUCGAUUUCAUUGUAAAAUUCUUGUUUUUAUUUGUUCCUGAAUUAAUAAAUUACAUCUAACCACGAUGAAAAGCUAUCUUCAUUUGGUAGCGUUUUUAUUACUUUAUGUCAUGCAAGUUUUCAGCUUAGAAUGUUACGUGUGUGAAAAUCAGGAAGACAAUUCAGAAAAAUGUGUUAAGUCAAUCAAAACGUGUGAAUAUAAUCAAGACGUAUGUCUGACAGAAAUUCGUUGGGGUAGUACCCCAUACUGGUCCCAAGGCGCUAAGAAACAAUAUUAUAUUUCUAAGCGAUGCUCAAAUAAAACAGAAUGUGCCUUGACGAGACAGCGGUUCAUGCCUUUAUGCACACACAUUUGGUAUCAAGAUUGGGCGUGCUCCGAUUGUUGUCAAGGAGAUAGAUGUAAUUACUAUGUAAUUAGUGGCAGCCUGGCAGUGAAGCCAAUUACAAGUAUACUUACUGGUGUCUUAUUGUUGAACUAUCUGAUAACAAAAUAGCUAAAAGUUAAGCAAUACUUUUUUAUUAUAUUAAGGAUGAGGAAAGUAUCUCAUGUUUUAAAACUUUCUUUUAUGUUUCAAUACCAUUCCAUUACAUUAAUUACCAUACCAUUGAUUUGCCGUCCAGAUAUUAUUGUUUUUCUUAAUCAAUAAGGAUAGGAUAGUUGAUAGUUUGAUAUAUCGUCCCUGCAACUAGUUGACAUGAUAAAAGCCGCUGUAUAUAGCCAGCACAUUAUAUAAAUACCAAAAAUCACUCAAACAAAAUAGGUUUGUGCAGUGAUAAAAUGUUAGGAAACCUGUUAGUGCAAAACAUUAAAAGGUUAGAUAUUCUCCAUGUUUAUUGUAAAAUGGCUUUUACAUAGCGUUUAAAAAUCAUAGAG